AUAAGAGUAGGCGCGGAGGCCACCAGCCACACUCGAAGUAGACGCCGCCAUGUUGACAUCAGCUGUACUCCUGUUCGUCGUGGCCCACGCUCUGGUCGAGGGCCGUCCCAACCCGGGAAUACUCUUCCACGACGAGGAAGAUCUGGGAGUCGGUGACCUCUUGGCCAGCUUCGGGGAGGCUCUCUUCUCCAUACCCGACAACAAGACCGGCCUUGCUGUAGCCAACUGGAACACCUCGAGCCCUCACAACGUCGAAGAGCUGGGAUCGUAUCCUGAGGGAGACAUCAUAUUCCCCCGACCUCGAGCAAGGAAUGGCCUAAAAGCCACUUCGGCCCGGUGGCCGGGAGGUCGUGUACCAUAUGUCAUCGGUGCGUCUUUCUCCUCGCAUGACCUGUCCAUGAUAGAGGCCGCAAUCCAGGAGUACCACAAGCGAACAUGCGUCAGAUUCGUACCGCGAUCUUCGGAGAUGGACUACAUCGUGAUCACGAGCGGGCCGACCGGGUGCUGGAGCUCGGUGGGGAGGAUCGGCGGGGCCCAGGAGCUGAACCUGCAGUCGCCGGGCUGCCUGGUCAAGAAGGGCACCGUCAUGCACGAGAUGAUGCACGCCCUGGGCUUCCUCCACGAGCAGAACAGGUGGGAGCGCGACCAGUACGUCACCGUCAACUUCCAGAACAUACAGCCAGGACGCGAAUCGAACUUCGACAAGGCCAAGAAGUCUGACACAGACUCGAUGGGGAUCAGCUACGAUUACAAGAGCGUGAUGCACUACUCGGCGAACGCCUUCUCUUCUAACGGACAGCCCACCAUCGUGCCCAAGCAGCCCGGCAUCGAGCUCGGCCAGAGGGACAACGCCUCCAAGCAGGACAUCCAGAAGAUCAGGAGGAUGUACAGGUGCAAGAAGGUUCACUGAUCUCGCCUCCGCUUCCUUUUGGCAACCACCUUUCUUAUUUAUAAUUUUAUCUUACAAAAAGGCUGAUUUUUUUUACACAUUUACUAUAUAAAACUUUUUAUACACAAUACAUACUUUUUAA
Nezara viridula (southern green stink bug) is the source of this 1031-nucleotide messenger RNA. NCBI's taxonomy places the organism in Eukaryota, Metazoa, Arthropoda, Insecta, Hemiptera, Pentatomidae. The record is from the annotation of a GenBank genome assembly.